CUACCUGCUAUUUUUCGUGCUUCCCACCCAACAAGAAUUAUAUUCCCGUCCGUGAACCGCCAUAAGUGCGUUGACUUUACGAUGGGAGCCAUGGAAGCCAGUGGUGAGUGCAGAGACAUCCCCAUUGAAGAGGUGAGCUUAAAUUCUUUUGACUCCUGGCGAUCGGACAUCCCCUCAGCACGUGUGGUUCAUCUGAAGGGCUUUGCCAACGAGCUGGGGAUGUACUACGACGAGGAUGUCCUUAAGACCUUGCAAGAGGAGUGCAGCUUGCUGGUCUGGGAUGGAGAUGACUACAGCUUGAGCAGCUUCACCCGAUUGGUCCCAAAGUUCUUAGACUUUGGGCCAGACCGCCGUGCCGCCGCCUUUAGGCAGAUCAGUGAGUCAUCUAUGGCCAGUUUCAAGAAGAGCUGGAGCAAGGUUGCUGAGAUGUUCCCAGGACGGCUGGCGGUAAUUCCUGUGGAGGUACCACAGGAUCCUCUACGAUUGCUGGGGCCCGCCGAGAUCAGGGACUGCCAAGAUCUUCCACCAGCUCGGAAAAGCUUUGUCCUCUUGGGACGUGCGGCAAUUAAGGUGACGGGGGCCACUCGAGUGCUGGCCAUGGGCGGUGGCGGAGUGAGUUUGAAGGAGGCUGAGCUCAGUGAGGACCAGGACAUCAGAUGGACAGUUUUUGCUUUGAGCCGAGGGCAUAAGGAGAUGUUUCCGACGCUUGUGGACUGGGCAGUGAAGAAUGGAGCUGAAGUCAUCAGGGGCAAGGAUCCCAACGAAGAUCUUGGCUUUGGGGAGGUUUCUGUGGGAUUUAGCGACUUUGAAGGUGCUGCCGUUCAUCGCGCUCUUACCAACCAAACCAUGUGACAGCCUGACAGCUGGUUGUCCGUUCCUGGAAAA
Cladocopium goreaui is the source of this 885-nucleotide messenger RNA. The record is from the annotation of a GenBank genome assembly. Lineage: Eukaryota; Dinophyceae; Suessiales; Symbiodiniaceae.